Metopolophium dirhodum (rose-grain aphid) is the source of this 900-nucleotide messenger RNA. RefSeq lists its product as uncharacterized. The coding region runs from base 73 to 648 and encodes 191 amino acids. Lineage: Eukaryota; Metazoa; Arthropoda; Insecta; Hemiptera; Aphididae. The record is from RefSeq and is a predicted model, not a curated record. The transcript is spliced from 4 exons.
UUUAGUUUUACUCCUUGAACGGUACCUGUACUAAUACUCAUCGGCACCAGCAAAAAGCAAGAAACAGGAACUAUGAAACAAAAUAUUUUAUUUUUUUUUAUACAACUGUUACACACAACUAGAUUGGGAUCUUCUGACAAUUCAAAACAGCUAUUAAGUUCUCCAGUCGGUCCUUACCAUUUGGUCGUCAAACAAAUUUAUAAUUGCAAUCCUACGAAGAACAAUUUAAUCCAGCAUAACUUAUAUGUAAGUCACAAGGGCAAUUCAACGUUACUCCUUGGAAAUUCUACUCUGGAAGUACCUAUUGACGACACUUUUUUCUUGGAAUUUAAAAUGGCUAUCAAAACUUCACCUGGAAAUUGGAAAGAAAAUGUAUUUUCACAUAAAGUACCAAACGCUUGCUCAUCGGCAAAAAAAUUAAUGGGAAAAGCUUGGACCGGGUUUAUUAAUAGCCUUGGAAGUCAAAUUACAGAAUGUCCUAUACCUGCGGGUAUUUAUAUAGCUCCGGGGCUUAAUACCUCGUUUGUUAAGGACACAAACUUGCCAAAAACGUUUAUUUACGGAACAUACAAAUUGUAUAUGUAUUACAGUCGAAAAAAUGAAAAAUUCGGCUGCCAACUUUUCAUUAUAGAAUUAAAUCGACCUUGAACUGUAUUGUAUAUUAACUACGAAUUUGAGGAUGUAUUUGAUAUAUGAGUAAUUAACCAGAAAAAUAUUAUUUUGUUAUUUUUUUUCAAAAAUUCUUUAAGAAUAACUUAAUUACUUACCGGUAAAAUCAUGGUGCACAAAGUUAUGUUUAGUAAUUAGUGCAAGGUGUAUAAUUGUACUUAUCCACCUUGAUUUAGUGAGUAGUUAUUUAAAGUUUAAUAAAAUUGCUAAAAUGAGCGAAUCUAUAAAAAA